AUGGUUCGUUUCAAAAACCGUUACCUUCUCGUCGAAUUUCUCAAUCCAUCUUCCCUUUCUCUCCUCCCCACUACCCAGACAACAGACCACAAGCAUCAACCCAUUGAUGACAGCGACUCGGACGAUGAAUACAUUCCCGUUCCUCUACCCGGCGCGGUAUUCUUAUAUCCCACAUUACCAAAUGGAGGUCUUGGACUAGGUGAGGAUGGUGGACAAGUGAUUUAUAGAUCUACAAGAAAUCAGAUAGUAGAGGUUUUCGGGGAUGAGGGAUGGGGUAGAGUGGCAAGUAGUUUCAAAGUGAUCUAUCACUCCCCUCUCACAUCGCUUACCAUCCUACGAAUAGCUCGACCUCAUGUCCAAACUUUACAUACAGGAAUCACCCUCCUCUCGCUCACACCGCCUAGUAACAGGGACGUCCGAUUAGUUCCACGUGUGAUAGGUUUGAGCGGGACUAUUCGUAAAUGUCAAAAUCGAGCUAUUGCGAAUCAUCGUUGGGUCGUCGCUUGUCUCCUUGGGGGUAUGGGGGAGGUGGAGAGGGAAAAGGUGGAAAAGGUAGAGAAAAGGGAGAGGGAAGCUAUGGAGAGAGUUGAGGGAUGA
This is a messenger RNA of Tremella mesenterica DSM 1558, 597 nucleotides long. RefSeq lists its product as uncharacterized. Gene Ontology annotation, biological process: tRNA 5'-leader removal. The record is from RefSeq and is a predicted model, not a curated record. Gene Ontology annotation, molecular function: ribonuclease P RNA binding. Gene Ontology annotation, cellular component: ribonuclease P complex. Bases 1 to 597 code for a protein of 198 amino acids. NCBI's taxonomy places the organism in Eukaryota, Fungi, Basidiomycota, Tremellomycetes, Tremellales, Tremellaceae. The transcript has 2 exons.